AUGUUCAUCAGGCUAAUCUCUGCAGCCGGGACAGGGUUCUUCUAUGUCAAGAAGAAAAGCUCCAAGAAAGUCAUGGAGAAGCUGGAGUUCCGCAAGUACGAUCCAAGGGUGAACCGCCAUGUUCUUUUCACAGAGGCCAAGAUGAAAUGA
Linum tenue is the source of this 150-nucleotide messenger RNA. The record is from the annotation of a GenBank genome assembly. Lineage: Eukaryota; Viridiplantae; Streptophyta; Magnoliopsida; Malpighiales; Linaceae.